UUACUGGUGCACGAGCACAUGUGACACGCCCAAACCUGCACGUUGGUCGUCUUGUUGCUGCGCUCGCGCUGUUUGCUGAUAGGGAAAAACCCAACUUCCUUGUUACCACAACAGCCGGCUCACAACUCCAUAAAGAAGCGUCUCGUCGCCACAUUUCAUUUCAUCAGCAGCGACAAACUCUUCACAUGGACACAUCAGCGGAAAGGCACAUUUAACAGCUCGUGUAGAUCUUUUGAGGUGGAAGGUGAGCGAGUUGAAGCUGAAGCGAUGAAUGCUGAUGUUGCUCUCUUCACAUCUGUACACCCGUGGAGUGAGACCUCCAACACCACCCGUCGGUACCUCCCAUACUCUGACACUUCUGCAUGGAUCGUCUCUUCACUCCUUCCGGCUCCAAACUCCUCCCGCCCCUCCUGUGAGAGAAUGUACGCCGGUGACCCCGACCCCUCCCAGGACCCCCAGCUCCUGGAGGCCCAGCUGGACUUCUUCCAUAAGCUCGGGUACUCCACGGAUCAGGUUCAGGCCGUUCAGCAGAAGUUCGGCCCCAACAUGGACACAGAUAAACUUCUUGGGGAGCUGGUGAGGAUCAGGGCCAGUCGAGAAGCCAGUCGGGGGGCCGAGCAGGGGCCGGUGACCACGAUUUCCGUGCUGGUACCCAGAGGGGACCUCCAGCUUGCGGGCCCCACCAUGCUGCUGCCUUUUACUGGAUCAUCUCCUCCGAGCAGAGAAGAGAGCAGUGAGGAUGGAGACGCUCUGAGACCCGUGGUUAUAGAUGGAAGCAACGUGGCCAUGAGUCACGGGAACAAGGAAGUGUUCUCUUGUCUGGGAAUCCAGCUGGCUGUGAACUUCUUUGCUGACAGAGGUCACACUGAAAUCACCGUCUUUGUUCCCUUGUGGAGGAAAGAGCAGCCCCGGCCAGAUGUUCCUAUCACAGAUCAGCACAUUCUGCGAGACCUGGAGAGCAGGAAGAUUCUGGUGUUCACGCCAUCGAGACGUGUUGCAGGCAAACGGGUGGUCUGUAAUGACGACUGCUUCAUCGUCAAGCUGGGCUACGAGUCUGACGGCAUCAUCGUGUCCAACGACAUGUACCGGGACCUUCAGGGAGAGAAGCCGGAGUGGAAGCGCUUCAUCGAGGAGAGGCUGCUCAUGUACUCCUUCGUUAAUAACAAGUUUAUGCCUCCUGAUGAUCCUCUGGGCCGCCGUGGACCGACCCUGGAGAACUUCCUGAGGAAGUUUCCAAAGACUCAGAAAAAACAGCUAUGCCCUUAUGGAAAUAAAUGCACUUAUGGGAUCAAAUGUAAAUUCCACCAUCCUGACCGAGCUAAACAGUCCAACCGCUCGGUUGCCGAUGAGCUUCGGGAGAACGCCAAGCACCCAUCCACCGCUCUCAAACAACCCUCAGCUCGCUCCAGUCCUGUGCCUGGACAGAGCCUAUCGCUGGUGGAGGAUAUGGCAAAGAAACUGACUCUGGGACAUGAGAGUGGCUCCUUAAAGAAAUCUCAUAAAAACGAACAGUUGAAGGCGAAUCAGCGCUCCAGUAAGAGGGCCACAUCUAGAAAGGAGAAGACCGGCCAGCACUCGUCUUCUGACCACGGCUCAGUGCGGCAGACUGGCUCUCAGGAGCAGCUGGACUCUGGUUUAGGCUCCAUAGACAUUCGGCCAGUGGAUGGCCCUCGGAGUGUGUGUGAUCACCAGUAUGGGCCGACAUACGGGAGCUCUCAGCACAGCUGCAGUGUGAGACAACAGUACUGUCUCCGGUGCAGCUGCUGCUCACAUGGCCCUUCACCUCGGGGGACAGGACCAGCUUUCCAGCACCAAAACCAGCAUUACAGCAUUCCAUACCCGACUCGUUACGGCAGCUACGGUGCAUACCCAGUCAGCAUGUCUGCGUACAGUCAGCCGACAGAUUUCCAGCACAGCAGAGUCCACGGCUGCCAGCAGCAGCAGCAGCAGCAGUACUGGUCCGAUCCGUUCGGGGCCCAUGCUCCGGGGUUCCACAGCCUGCCGGGGGAGAGCUCGCACUGGCAGCCUCCUCAGGGGACGAGUCCCGGCGGGGAGGAGAGAGACGUUGUCCGGAAGAAGCUCCUCGCUAUCUUCAGCGUCCAGUUAGUGGACACGGCCAUGGACAUGUUUCCUCAGCUGAUGGAUCCACAGAUGCUGGUUGCUGAGAUCCUCAAGCUGCAGAGUCAGAGCAGAAGAUGAAGUCCAGCGCCGGUCCAAACCCCACGUCUUUCUAUGGAACAACUGAAAAGAUAAACAUGAGUUUGUGUAUUUAUGUAUUGUGGUAUCCACCUUGCUGUAAACUGUAUUUGAAUAUUGAAUGUAUUUGAACGCCUCAUUGAACUGGAUAAAAUAAGAGGCAGUAUGCAGUUGAUACAAAUUGUAUCUUUAAUUUAAACAUGUGAAAGGAAAAAAGUGGAUUUUAAACUUGGACAAUCUAAUGCAUUCCAAUGCAACUGUUCUGCCAAAAAAUCUACUUUUAUUGUGCCUAUAUUAUGUCUUUUUGUGUCAUAUUGGCACUGUGCACAUUUAUGCUUUCGAAGCCAACUAUUGCAGAGGGUGGGUCAUGACGAAAAAAUAAUGUUGAGUUAUUGUGAUGCACAAUUAAUCAAGGCAAUACUUAGCAUAAAUAAUAAUUAACCUCACAGAAAUGAAAUUUAAAACUGAAAACUGGCUUUAUAAUCCUUUUUAUUCACAGUUUUGUAUAUUUAAUGUGUUUUUGGGAUACUUUUUCCAAAUUUCCUCACUAGAGCUUUAGUGGACAGUUGUCUGUGUUUUAGUUAUAGUUACUAUUGUACUAUUUUACUUAAGGACAAAUUCACAGAUGGUCCAUUGAGUGACAGACCUGGA
Perca flavescens (yellow perch) is the source of this 2847-nucleotide messenger RNA. RefSeq names its product zinc finger CCCH-type containing 12Ab (gene zc3h12ab). Bases 268 to 2199 code for a protein of 643 amino acids. Gene Ontology annotation, cellular component: nucleus; cytoplasmic ribonucleoprotein granule. Gene Ontology annotation, molecular function: metal ion binding; RNA endonuclease activity; mRNA binding. The record is from RefSeq and is a predicted model, not a curated record. Gene Ontology annotation, biological process: 3'-UTR-mediated mRNA destabilization. The transcript is spliced from 6 exons. NCBI's taxonomy places the organism in Eukaryota, Metazoa, Chordata, Actinopteri, Perciformes, Percidae.